Lagenorhynchus albirostris (white-beaked dolphin) is the source of this 948-nucleotide messenger RNA. Its product is annotated as mitochondrial import inner membrane translocase subunit Tim17-A-like. Gene Ontology annotation, molecular function: transmembrane protein transporter activity. The transcript is spliced from 4 exons. Gene Ontology annotation, biological process: protein import into mitochondrial matrix. Lineage: Eukaryota; Metazoa; Chordata; Mammalia; Artiodactyla; Delphinidae. Gene Ontology annotation, cellular component: mitochondrial inner membrane; TIM23 mitochondrial import inner membrane translocase complex. The record is from RefSeq and is a predicted model, not a curated record.
AUGUAUGAUCAUGUCACUGACCAAGCGGUGAAGACUGUAGAAAGUCAUCCAAACAUCCAGUUGGAGUUUACUUUUUACCAUCUCCCCAGGCAGUAUGUCUCAGUGGAUGGGCUGGGCAUGCUGCCACACCUGGUGGAAGGGGUGGGGAUGGCGUUGCCUCUCUCUAGGCCUCAGUUCCUGCAGGGGUCCUUCCCCUGCCAGACUGGGUGUGAAACCAGUGAACAGGCAGAGUUUUGUGACCGGUUUACACUUGUGGAACAGAGAUCUGAGCACAGAUGUAGGAGCUGGACACAAGGGAGUAUCAGGAAGAAAGACUGCUGUCCAGGUGGUUUCUUUGAGAACGGAGUGACCAGUGUCAGUCUGCCCAGAACUUUCCUGCCUUUUGCACUGAAAGUCCCGCACUGGUUGGUCGCCCUGGGGUCCUGGGAAAUUCGAUGCAGGCUGGUGUGCGAGCCCCGCCCCUGGCGCCUCGUGGAUGUCUGUGGUGGCGCCUUUACCAUGCGCACCGUAGGUGGUGGUAUCUUUCAAACCCUCAGAGGUUUUCGCAGUUCUCGGGUGGGAGGAAACCACAAACUAGGAGGGAGUUUGACAGAUCUUAAAGCCAGGGCUCCGCAGUUGGGAGGUAGCUUUGCAGUCUGGGGAGUUCAGUUUUCCAUGACUGACCGCAGUGUGGUUCAAGUCAGAGGGAAAGAAGAUCCCUGGAAUUCCAUCACAAGUGGUGCCUGAAAAGGAGCCAUUCUGGCAUCAAGAAACGGACCAGUGGUUAUGGUUGGGUCAGCCGUGAUGGCUGGCGUUUUCCGAGCUCUAAUUGAAGGAGCUGGUAUCUUGUUGGCAGGACUUGCCUUCACACAAUUCCCCAACAGUCCUCCGUUUGCUGAAGACUUCUCCCAGUUGCCUUCAACCCAGUUACCAUACUCACCUUUCAGAGACUACAGACGAAACCAAUAG